AUGAUCUCGUUCCAUUUGUCAAGCUUGAAUCAAGUACAAGGGGUGAACGCAACGCAAAAACGGUUGUCAUACACACAAAACGAGAAAGACGGUACCAAGUCAACUAAAGAAAUUGAUUACGAUGUACUGAUCAACUCAACACCAAUUGAUCUACUCGUCAAGAAUGUCAACUUAUGUCCCGAACUCAAUUUACUGCAUAGCAAGAUACGUGAUUCAGUUAAAUGCCUUGAUACAUCGCCCACAGACUAUACCCGUAAGCAAGAUUCCGACAACCAUCCACCUUCUGAUACCCAGCUUUUCACUUUCAGUGCAAUUGGAUCCUUAAAAUUCCACGAUUUUAAGUUUCCUCUGAUUGUGAGUAUAUAA
Messenger RNA from Anisakis simplex (herring worm), 366 nucleotides. Lineage: Eukaryota; Metazoa; Nematoda; Chromadorea; Rhabditida; Anisakidae. The record is from the annotation of a GenBank genome assembly.